Messenger RNA from Oncorhynchus tshawytscha (Chinook salmon), 1041 nucleotides. RefSeq names its product jumonji domain containing 8 (gene jmjd8). Lineage: Eukaryota; Metazoa; Chordata; Actinopteri; Salmoniformes; Salmonidae. Gene Ontology annotation, cellular component: cytoplasm. The record is from RefSeq and is a predicted model, not a curated record.
AUGGGCAUUGGCACAACCGGCAGGAGCAAUCUAAAGCCUUUCUAUUAGAAAUACGUAACGUCAUAAAGGUAUACGGACAUGAGGCGUACUUGCGAAGCACUGUAAAGCUAUUUCCAUAUGGAAUAUAAACUCGGAAUACAAGUGUUUCUCCUAUUGUUUUGGAGAUCGGCUUUAGAUGCACUGGUGUCGGAGAAUGACGGAGGCUGGUCGUCAAAUUCAGAAUACAGUUUGACUGACGAGGGUCCUUGCAACAUUGACAUCUGGGACAAAGCUUCGUUAUCACAUCGCCAGUUUAUCCAACAAUAUGCCUACUCCAAACCAGUCAUCCUGAAAGGUUUCUCUGACAAUACGAAAUUCCAGUUCUUGUGCUCCAAGUCGAGCCUGCUGCAGCAGUAUGGAGAGAGGAUGGUGAGGCUCAGUACUGCCAACACCUACUCUUACAGGAAAGUGGAUGUCCGGUUUGAGGAGUUUGUGGACUUGCUGCUGAGGCCUCAGUCUAUGGACACACUGGGCAGUGACACUCUGUAUUUCUUUGGGGACAACAACUUCACGGAGUGGCACUCUCUGUUUGAGAACUACAAGGCACCACGCUACAUGCUGCCUCACAACGGGGCCUACAGCUUCGGGAUCGCAGGCCCGGGAACCGGUGUACCCUUCCAUUGGCAUGGACCUGGCUACUCUGAGGUCAUCUAUGGCAGGAAGCGCUGGUUCCUGUACCCCCCGGACAAGGCGCCCCAUUUCCACCCCAACUACACCACCCUGUCCUGGGUCAAAGACACAUACCCUUACCUGCUUGAGGAGAAGCCCAUAGAGUGCACCAUCCGGCCAGGAGAGGUGCUGUAUUUCCCUGACCGCUGGUGGCACGCCACGCUCAAUCUGGACACCAGUGUCUUCAUAUCCACGUUCCUGGGCUGACCCUGCAACAGACUACGGGUCAUUGCCCCGUGACCAAAGCCCUGUUAGAAUACUUUCAACAUUCAUCAUUCCUUUUUCCCCUCUGAGGAAAUCAUAGAUUUCUUGCACAGUUCAACACCCCCCUCC